Molecule: messenger RNA, 522 nt
Organism: Auxenochlorella protothecoides
Lineage: Eukaryota; Viridiplantae; Chlorophyta; Trebouxiophyceae; Chlorellales; Chlorellaceae
Exons: 1
Coding region: 1-522 (173 amino acids)
Source: RefSeq, a predicted model, not a curated record
AUGAACGGAGCAGCGGCGGAGGCGGUUGCCCCGGCUGCCGUCGAUGCCAUGAGCGCGGUGCGGUUCAGGGCGGGGCACAGCGCGGCGCCGGUGGCAGCGGGGUCGAUGUCAAGGGCAAUCAGCGCAGCUGCGAGUUGCGUGGCGCUCAGCGCGCCCAACGUGGCGUCGUGCGACAGGGGCGGGCCUGUAUCAGACACCCUGCUCGCCACCCCUGCCAGCGCAGAUAUGGCGCCUGGUUCAAUGACCGUCGCCGCAUACGCCGCCAUCGCGCCAGGGCAGUCGGCAUUCGUGCCGGCAGAGAGGGCCACCAGCGUCUCCAGGCCGGGGACGAGUAACAGGUACCGCCCCGGGCCCGUGCGCUGGGCGGCGGGCAUGCGCAGCAUCGCGUCCACGAAAUCGAGCAGGGAUUCGACGGGGAGCAGCCCCGCGAGCGUCAGCGCCGCCGAGUCGUGCAGCGCGGAGGACAGCGUAAGUGCCCGGCCCUCGUCCAGGGCGCAGUCGGCGCCCGGGCACGCGCCCUGA